CCUGAUAAGCUCAGAUUUCCUCUACUUCCUCCGGCUUCAAUCUCGCUCCUUACAAUAAUAAGAUGACUUGAUUGGGUUUUGAUGGAGAGCGGGGGUGAGCUGUGACAGAAGCUGCAGUCCCCUCCUACUCCCAUGUCAGUCCCCGGCCCUGGGAAACACAAAGGAUGAUCCAUUAGAAGCAGGGAAAGCAAAGAGAAAAAAAUGCCUGAAAGAAUGGGGAAAUAAGGGAGAUAAAGGAGGGGAAGAAAGGAUAGGAAACAGGAGAAUGCGAGAAAGAAAAGGGAGAGAGAGUGUUUAGAGUGGGUAAGAAAAGUGGUCUCAGAAUGAGGAAAACAUUGCAGAGAAAAAAUUAAUGGGAAAAGGAGUGAGACAGUGGAAGGCAUAUGUAGCUGAAGGGUAUAUUCUGAGAUAUUUGCAUUACUUCAGAUCUAGAAAUAUAACACUAUGGCAGUCCGACUAGGAGUGUGUGCCUUUGGAGAGGACAGAUGCCAGCAGAGUGGUCCACAAUAGAGUGGCAAGCAAGUAGCAUAAGGAAUAGAACUGGAGCAACUGGAAACAAGAAAGAAUUAGGAAUAUAGGUCAAUGUCACACGGGAUGUGCCUAUGACAAUGGGAGCCAGAGAAGAAGGCCACGGCAGUGGGAAAAGGGGCAGGUCCUUGCCAUAGAUCAUCUUCCCCAAAGAGAGAGUAAAUAGCAAGAGCUCCAAAGGAGGACAGUAGUUCUUUGCCAGCCUUCAGCAUGUUCUUUUUUCUUCGGGAGACCCGCCGACUGAACAGUGAGGCAUCAUGCCUGCAGGCGUCUAGUUCCCGACAAGGUGCUCAGAGGCAGUCCAAGGGUGGACAUUUCCGAAGGACAAGCAGUUGGUCCCAUCAAGAAGACCGGCAAUCCAUGCAGCGGCCCAGGAUCAGGAGCACUUCUGACCCUGCCUCAACCACCGCCUCUGGAUCCCUCUCUCACACCCGCUUCCAGUUGGGUGAUGGAGCAACUUUGCCUGCAACCAAGCCAGAGGACACGCCAUUGCAAGAGGAUGUCGGAAGGAUCACCUUGGCUCACGCAGAAGAUAAAUGCCUAAGUAUCAGGGAUAUGGAGCUUAGCCUCACUUCUGUCUUUGGGCAGGACCGAAAGCUGCGAGCGGAAGAAAUUGAAGAGCUCAAGGAGGCUUUUCGGGAGUUUGACAAAGAUCGUGAUGGCUACAUCAGUUAUAAGGACUUGGGAGAAUGUAUGCGAACUAUGGGCUUCAUGCCUACUGAAAUGGAACUCAUAGAAUUAUCUCAACAAAUUACUGGAGGAAAAGUGGAUUUUGAUGACUUUGUGGAACUGAUGGGCCCUAAGCUGUUGGCGGAGACAGCAGACAUGAUUGGAGUUAAAGAGCUGAGGGAUGCUUUCAGAGAGUUUGAUACAAAUGGCGAUGGGCAGAUCAGCAUAGCUGAACUACGGGAAGCAAUGCAUAAGCUCCUAGGGCAACAGUUGAACUACCAAGAAGUGGAUGAGAUUAUCCAGGAUGUUGAUUUGAAUGGGGAUGGUCUUGUGGACUUUGAAGAGUUUGUACGGAUGAUGUCUCGCUGAGAAAAACAAGCAGCAAUGUAAGAAUGAAGUGCCUUGAGAAGGACAACUGCCAUAAAUUCCAGCUUCAAUCAAUCCAGCCAUUAGGCAGCAAAGAAUUUCCCACAUAUCUUAUGUUUUCUGCCUGGAACCAAGCAGCUAUUCCUAUAAUCCAGAGAGUUCAGCUAGUUUCAGCACCUUUAAAGAUGUUGUGGACAUUAACCAGAGGAAUACCAGAUUUCUGUAUUAAACGUGGCCAUGAACUUCCCAUAGAUUUCAGAUGCCAUCAUAUCUUGAUAACUGUUUGCAGUAACACUGAAUUUCCACUUUGUUCAUUCCAAGCAGGCUUAACCAACAAAUCUCCCUAAUUGUGUGUAUUUGUGAAAAUAUUCCAAAUACCUCUGUUCUACUAUAAGAAGGGCUGUUUCUCUUUAUUUGUUCUUCCUCUAACAGCUGUUUUCUGUUUCAAAAUAUAUUUUGCUUUCCACUGUGGCAUAAAUAAUAUUUCAUCAUUUCUAAUAUGCCAUAUAAAGUCAUAAACUCUUCGAAAUGAAGGCAAAUAUACACGUUCCAGGAUAACAAUACGAAAUUGAAUUUGGGUUGGUCACCAGAUCCAGAGAUUUACUGGAGUAAAGAGUAAAUCUCUGGUCCCGUUGAUUGACCCAAAUUCAGUUUUGCACCAUAAACUCUUCUUCCUAAGCAGGAUAGAAAUGCAAAGUGGUUGACUUAUGGCCCCAAAUAGAAUUGCUAGGAUCUAGAUAGGCAGCUGGUUACUCUUAAAUCAGUUUUAAUGUCUGAAUAAAACCGAUGAUACAAAAAUAUUGAUCAAGUCCACAGGAAGUAGCAUCUGUGAUCCAGAGAUGUAUCUAUUUUGAUGGAGCUGGAAUGCUAAAAGAUAGAACUACAGUACUGCUUCUUUUGUCUAAUUCCAGGACAUAUGUCUUCCAUACACUCCAUGAAAACAUAUGCUUUGUAGAUCACCCUCUACCAUGCCAGAGUACAUGACACAAAACAAUGGAUAAGUCACAGGAGGACCAAUUCUGAUUGAAUAUUAGAAAAAAUAUGCUAACUGUAAGAACAGAUUAGUAGUGGAACCAAUAACCCAGAAGAAGGUAGACUCCAUUUCACUGGUUGUGGUCCAGCAAAGACAAUUAUUUGUAUGAGAUGCUUUAACUUGGAUUCCUGCAUGGAGGAAACUCAAUGACUAAAUGUCCCCUUUCAGGACUAUGAUAAAAAUAUAUUAAUCUAUUUUAUUAGUAAUUUUGUAUUUGUAUUGGUAAUUUUUAGUCUUCUGGAGAACCCUAGAAACUCUUGGAAGCUUGCUAGAAUUCCCACAAAAAAAAUUGUUGAACUAGCUUUCCUAUUGUGUCUUUGAAAAUGUACAGCCUAAGGGGAAUGUAGAAUGAGCUUCAAGAUGCACUCAAACACCAGAACCCAGCAUGUUGUCCUAAAUAAGUGUGCACCAAAAUGUUUCACAAUUUCAGAAUGAUUUCACAGCAGACAAAUAAAAGUCUACGAAGAUAGGGAUUCCAGAGAAAUCCAAAUUAAAGCAUUCCCAAAAGAUGUGUAGUCCCUUCCUGAAUACAUUGAGCAAAGAAAAGUAACUGCAUUCUUAAACUGUUCUUCCUGCUACCAUUUUUAUAACUAUCAGAAUCUCCCUCCUGUAAUUUAAAUUCAUUUUCAAUAACAACAGAAAACAGGUCUUAAAUUUUUAUAUAUGUACCAUCUUUUAUUUGAUUACAAACUGAAUAUGAACUAGCAAUAUCGUACUUGAGGAGUCUGUCAUGUCCCCUCUCACCUUUUAUUCUGAAGGCCAAGCAUCCUUGUUCUUUUAAUUCCUAUUCUUCAGAUGUCAUUUUUAGCCUUCUAGCCUCUGCUGGUUUUCUUUGAACAUGUUUCAGUUUAUCUGAAACUUUCAGGGGGAAUGCAGACAACGGGUACAAUUUCUUCCUAUUACCUAUAAUAAUUUGGUUAUACAUUUGCCUUUUUAUAGCCAGAUGAACUGCUGGUUCAUGUUCAGCUUCUAAUCAACUACUGUUCCAAAAACUGCUGCACAAGUAUUAUAAACAAGCCAAUAAUUUUCUAUUCUAUAAUUGCAUAUUUUGUUUUUGAAGUGAAGAAUUUUGGCAUUUGUCUCUGUUAAAUUUCGUUCAUUCUCAGCCCAUUUCUCUAAUCUGACAAGUUUGUUCUGAAUUUUAUUUUCUUUGGAAUUAUCCUUCCCAGUCCUGUGUCAUCUGCUAAUUUAAUAAGCAUUUAUUCAGCCUACAUAUGCAAGUUACUAAUAAAACAUAUACUUAUUUUACAAGUUUUAUUAAUGCAAGUUAUUAAUAAAAAUGCUGAAAGACCCAGGGCCACACCUUAUUUCUGCCCCCUCAAUACCUCACCUAGUUUGAUGAAGAGCCUUUAAUAAACACUGAGUACAAUUUUCAGGUAGUUAUGAAUCUAUUUAUUAUGCUAUUACUCCACAUUUCUCUAGCUUGCUAACUAGAAUGUUAUUCGGUGCUUUUAUUGAAUGCCUUGCUGGAAUAAUACUAUGUCUACAGUAUUUCCAUGAUAAAUUAAAGAAGUUAAUUGAUCAGAGUUACAUUACAGUUAGUAUGUAAGAUUUCUUUUGGUAAAUCCAAAGAGAGUAAUUUCUAUGUUUGCAGAUAAAGCUUUUUAUGAUCUGCUCUAGAAUUAAUAAAACU
This is a messenger RNA of Pantherophis guttatus, 4229 nucleotides long. It is a transcript of the gene CABP2, whose product is annotated as calcium binding protein 2. The record is from RefSeq and is a predicted model, not a curated record. Gene Ontology annotation, molecular function: calcium ion binding; calcium channel regulator activity. Gene Ontology annotation, cellular component: cytoplasm. Lineage: Eukaryota; Metazoa; Chordata; Lepidosauria; Squamata; Colubridae.